Cadophora gregata is the source of this 1065-nucleotide messenger RNA. RefSeq lists its product as uncharacterized. The transcript is spliced from 3 exons. The coding region runs from base 1 to 1065 and encodes 354 amino acids. The record is from RefSeq and is a predicted model, not a curated record. Lineage: Eukaryota; Fungi; Ascomycota; Leotiomycetes; Helotiales; Ploettnerulaceae.
AUGUUCUUCGCAACCUUCGCCAACCUCUUAUCUUCGAUUCCAACUUUCCUCUUCCCCGUAUUCGCAUCCUAUAAAGCUCUCAAGACCUCUGAUCCUGCGCUACUGGCACCAUGGCUCAUGUACUGGGUUGUACUCGCAUGCGCCCUCUUCUUUGAAUCAUGGACAGGGUUCAUUCUCGUCUGGGUUCCCUUCUAUGCCUGGAUCAGAUUAGGAUUCCUUCUCUACCUUAUCUUACCACAAACACAAGGCGCUAAAGUCCUCUAUCAAUCACACGUUCACCCAUGGCUACAAACAAAUGAACGGUCAAUCGACGACUUCAUAUCCUCGGCACACGACCGCGCCAAAGCAGCAGGAUACACAUACCUCAAACAGGCCGUCGAGCUCAUCAAGCAAAAUCUGCUUGGUUGGCCUCCCAAAGAGCCUACUCCACCAUCCACACCCUCAACCUUCAGCUACGCCCAAAGCCUGAUUGCCCGCUUCAACCUCCCCUCCGCACGACCAUCAAUGCCUGCCACAAGCACUGCGACUGAUUUCUAUUCUCUCCUAGCAUCCGCCGUCAGCGCAGCUACAUCUCGAGACCCAGCCUCUGCUAGUUCACAACCACGAGACCUCUCCAACUCUGGCACGCUUAUCCCUCCCACCGUCAGUGGCGAGGAGCGCCUUUCGUUUAUUUCCGCCCAACGCGAGCGCCUCGCAAUUCUCCUCUCCGCCUUAGAUAAAGAAGCCAGUAGCCUACAAGGCCAAUCCGUCAAGCCCUCUACACCCCGCCAAGUACCAAGUAUGUUCUUCGACGGUAGCAGUGGUAGCGAGGAGGAAGAGCGGCCAGUCAGCUCCACAAGUGGUGAUGGCCUGACUACCCGGAAGAGCGAAGGAGAUUUCGAGAAAAUCGAAGCUGAAUCCGGAGCUGAAGAGGCCGAGAAUACGCGCAGACGACAAAUUAAGCGAAGCAGUGGAAGUGCCAGUUGGAUGCCGUGGAGCUGGGGAGCGAAAACAGACGGUUCAGCUGAUACUGAAAUGAGCGGACCGCAUAAUGUUGAGGGAAAGAGUUCAGGCGUUGAUACUUAA